UCUUCGUUUAGAAGAAGUGAUCACAUACAAAGAGAUGCUAUACUGCACUUCAGUAAUCCACACGCACACAAACACACACACACACACACACACACACACACACACACACACAUCUUCCUCCCAACACACACACGCACACACUCACACAUAGGAGGAAGUGUCUACAAUCGCUACAUCUCUGAGUCAGACACACUGACUGGACUCAGACCAGUGUAGACACUGUGAGAAUACCAGGGAAAAACAUGGAAUAAAGGAAUGCCAACAGGGGAUUAAAGUUAAAGAAAAUGAAAGGUUCCCAUGGAGUUGCUAAACUCUUGAAAAUACUUCCUUCCUGAAAACCUGCUAGCAUCCCACUCCAGCCAGGAUGAUGCCUGUGAGGAUGCUGUUAGUGUCAGUGCUUCCUCUGCUGGUGCAGAGCUCAGAGAUCCAGCAGGGCUCUUUUCACAGUACAACCCAAGAUAUGCCUCCUGCGUUGGACUCCGUGGAGUGCUACAAUGACUACACAAGCCACAUACGCUGCACUUGGGAGGAGUACCCACAUGGAAAUUCAAAUUUGGUGGUAGAAGGAAGCAAGUGGGAGGAUAUUAAGGAAUGUGGACCAGAUGGUCCAGCUGUGCGGUUGUCCAAUGGGAAGCUCCACCGUAGCUGUGUCUACAAAACCCGCAUAUUUUCCUUAAACAGUCGAACUUUCUACUUGAACACAACCUGUGCACCCAAGACGACAACUCUUAAUAUAGCUCAGCAUGGAAAAGUCUUAAGCCCAGUAAAUCUAACUGUAAAAGAAGUCAAAGGCGAAGGGAGGAUAUUGAGUUGGAACAGCGCCUACUCUGCUUCAUCAAAUCUCUCACACACACUCACCUACCAACUCAAAUAUAAGAGACAUGGACAUGACUGGACUGUGCUGGAUAAUAUAACUGCCACACAGAUGCUGAUAAAGGAACAGGAGCUGGUGGCUGCAUACUCGUAUGAGGCCAGAGUUCGGGCUCGGGGUCCAGUAGGCCUGUGGAGCGACUGGAGCACCCCUGUGUCAUGGGUCACUGAAGAAGAAGGAGUUUUUAACCUGCAGUGUGUAAUAGAGGAAAGGGGCGUGUCCUGUAGCUGGCGGGUAAAGAGGGAGCAUGCCCAGUUCCUGUCGUAUCACCUGUGCGGACAAACCAGUGAAUCCAAUCAGUUUUGUCAGCACUGUGUCAGCCACACCAAACGGCCAGACCAUGCUGUGCUGGAUUAUACUUGUUCAGUCGACAGUCCUGAACCAGAGCGUCUGACCGUGGAACUGAAAACCGUCCGCAGAACCAAGAAUAUUCCAGACUUCCUCAACGUUAAGCCCCCGCAAACAGACGCAGCCAAUUUUAAAGUGAAAAAGAAAGAUGGCUUAUGGAGCGUGACCUGGUCCAAACCCAAAGUCCACGAAACUCUCGACCUCUGCUAUGAACUGCGCCUGCGGGAUAAUGGAACACAGGCUGAAACAUAUUUCAAUUUUACUCAAGCUGAUUUCAGUGCAGAAUUCACCCCGUCCUCCCUGAGACCUGAUACUACAUUCAUGGUUCAGGUCAGAUCACUGCCGUGCGAGAUCUUUGAAGGGCAACCUUCAGACUGGUCAGAUCCUGUGUUCUUCAAAAACGAUCCAGCUUCCCGUAUCUUCACCAUCAUUUACUGCUUGAUCGGCGUUGUUAUAGCUGUGGUUUUCUUAAUCCUGUAUAACGCUUUUCCAGCCUGCCACAGGAGGGUAGAGCGGUGGGAGGUGUCUAUUCCCUCUCCUUUUAAAAGUCGAGUCCUGGAGGAAAUGAGCAGUAGGAGGUCUCCUGCUGGCUGGGGUUAUGUCUGCAGUGAGAAUGAGAAAACCUCUGUGUGCAUCAUGCAGCCUUCAGACAACCCCACCAUUUACAAGGGCAGCAUCUCUGAGUGCCCUCUUUUGCCAUACAUGGAAGACAGCCUGAUCAAAACAGGUUGGAUGUCCACUCCGGACCACUCGGCCCCCUACACCGAGGGCAGCGGAAUGUCAGUCAGCUCUGUGCUGAGCUUCUCUGGGCCUUACAUUUUCUGCCGCCAAGAUUCUUCGCAAACCGAAAUUCUGGAAGCGUCAUCCUUCUACUCGGACUCGACUGACUGCACGUCUAUUGAUGAGAAUCCCAAAGACUCUCCUCCUGUAAAUGGGGGAUAUGUUUCAUCCCCUCCCACUGCAAUGCCUUCUGCAGGAGACUCCGCCCCACCGGAUUACCCGGCGAAUGAGAGCACGAACCCCGGCCCAUCACAGCUCCCAGAACACGAUCCCCCGGCAUACACCCCUAACCCUACCGCAGUGCCCGGGGCAAUCUUCACUCACCCCUCAGGAUACUGUAUGAUGCCCAAUAUUGAAGCAGAUGUUGCUGCGCGGGUGCAAACAUCUGCCCCACCACCAGGGGGCGAUACAAAGAGUCAAUCAAAUGAUGCAGGAGAGGAUGAUCAACGUGCACGUGGAUAUGUGACGCUUUCUGAGCCUAAAACCUGAGAGCGUUUUGUUAUGCAGCCCUAAUCGAGUCACACAAACAACAUGCAUUUAGAUGGACAUGAAACAAACAAAGCUUUUCUUCACAAACAAAGACACUCAUUACCGUAAGACAAAGGAAGCAGAAGUUUCAGCAUUAUUUUGGCUUUCAGACUCCCUGAUGUAGCCAUCAUUAACUUGGUGCACUCGGGGGCGCCGAGUGGUCCAGCGGACUAAAGCGCUGCCACUAUGAGCGGGAGGUCGCAAAUUUGAACCCCCGCUCAUGCAGCUUUGCCAUCAAGCUGCCGGCGCUCAGAGGGAGCACAAUUGGCCCUGCUCCCUCCGGGUAGAUGGCGCUCUCUCCCCACAUCACUAAACGGUGAUGUCCGCAGCACAGGGCGUCUAUGAGCUGAUGUAUCGGAAACGAGUCGCUGCGUUUUCCUCCAAACGCGCUGUGAUGCUACUCUGCAAUGCUGCAUCAGCAGCAGCUUGAAAAGAAGUAGUGGCUGGCUUCACAUGUAUCAGAGGAGGCAUGUGCUAGUCUUCACCCUCCUGGUGUGUUGGGGCAUCAGUAGUGAUAGGGGGAGUUCUAAUGAGUGGGUUGGGUAAUUGGCUGUGCAAAAUUGGGGAGAAAAUGGGAAAAAUUUGAAAUAAAAUUAUAAAAAAAAAAACUUGGUGCACUCUUUGUCAGCUUGGCCGACAGCAUUGACAGCAUUGUUCUGAAUCUGGAUUGUAUCCUGGUGAAAUAUUAACCACAUGCAUUUACACUUGGUAAUCAAGCGCAUCUCCAUUCAGUUGAACUCAAAUCCAAUUUCUCUGUAGGGUGGAAUAUGCAAAUUUGCUCAUUAUGUGGCAAACAUUUGCUUCCUGUGCUGUGCUAAAGGUGGUCACUGCCUC
Molecule: messenger RNA, 3361 nt
Organism: Astyanax mexicanus (Mexican tetra)
Lineage: Eukaryota; Metazoa; Chordata; Actinopteri; Characiformes; Acestrorhamphidae
Gene: csf2rb
Product: colony stimulating factor 2 receptor subunit beta
Exons: 14
Coding region: 365-2488 (707 amino acids)
Biological process (GO): cytokine-mediated signaling pathway; immunoglobulin mediated immune response
Cellular component (GO): external side of plasma membrane
Molecular function (GO): cytokine receptor activity; protein binding
Source: RefSeq, a predicted model, not a curated record